AUGUCCCUUAAUCCUUUGUGCUCCGCUGUUGCAAACCUGGCCCUUGCUCCAUCUGGGAUGCGAGUUCUCGCCUUUCCCCUCCUUUGCAAGGGGAUUAGAGAGGAGGCAGUAGCUGCAGAAAUCAGAAAUAGCAUCAGAAACGAGCACAGCGUUGUGCAAACCCUCAACAUCCCCUCACUUGGUCACAGCUCUGGCUCCUGGGGUCUCCGAGCUUGUGCUUCCCAAGAUAUAAUAAAGGAGCAGAAUCGAGAGCUAAGAGGUACCCAGAGAGCUAUUACCAGAGAUAGAGCAGCACUUGAAAAACAGGAAAAACAGCUGGAACUAGAAAUAAAGAAAAUGGCUAAGACUGGUAAUAAAGAAGCCUGUAAAGUUCUAGCAAAACAACUUGUGCAGCUUCGAAAGCAGAAAAAUCGAACGUAUGCUGUUAGCUCUAAAGUUACCUCCAUGUCAACCCAAACAAAGGUGAUGAACUCUCAGAUGAAGAUGGCAGGAGCUAUGUCAACUACAGCAAAAACAAUGCAAGCAGUUAACAAGAAAAUGGACCCACAGAAGACGCUGCAAACUAUGCAGAAUUUCCAGAAGGAGAAUGUGAAGAUGGAGAUGACUGAAGAAAUGAUUAAUGAUACUCUAGAUGAUAUUUUUGAUGCGUCAGAUGAAGAGGAAGAAAGCCAGGAUAUUGUUAACCAAGUGCUUGAUGAGAUUGGAAUUGAAAUCUCUGGAAAGAUGGCCAAAGCUCCAUCAGCUGCCAGAAGCUUACCAUCUGCAUCCACAUCAAAAGCUGCUACUAUUUCAGAUGAAGAGAUUGAACGGCAGCUCAGAGCCUUGGGAGUGGAUUAGUUUGGCCUUCUACGGUCUGCCUUCCUACUUAGCUGCAGACGUGUAAAAGUGCAAAUAUUCCUUCAAUGCAACUGAAGCCUAGGAGAGCUCUGAAGCUUCAGAAGUGACGACUUGAAGUUGAUACUAGGGAGGGAGGAGAAUACUUUGAAUCAAUUGGCAGGAAGAACUACAUUUCUUGUGUCCAUUGCCUGCAGUCUUUUUAAGCACUGGACCAAAUAGGGAUCUAGUUCUAAUGAUGCAUCAUUUAUAAGUGAUCUGAGUAUGACCUCUGAGUUCAAGGUUUUCUUCUAAUCUCAGUUUUACGUAUUUCUUUAGAAUUGGCUGUUCUGCACCUGGUGGUGAUGUCUCCUAGGACAGCACCUAUAUAUAAAAUUUAU
Tinamus guttatus (white-throated tinamou) is the source of this 1214-nucleotide messenger RNA. The record is from RefSeq and is a predicted model, not a curated record. Lineage: Eukaryota; Metazoa; Chordata; Aves; Tinamiformes; Tinamidae.